AUGACUUCCAAAUUUGAUUAUGUUGUUUGUUCCAUUGAAGAGUCUAAAGAUUUAGAAACUUUAACCAGAGAUGAGUUGCAGAGUAAUCUUCUUGUCCAUGAACAACGCAUGAACUCUCAUGUGUUAGAAGAAGAACAGGCUUUGAAAGUUACUCAUGGAGAUCACUUCGGAAGCAGAGGUCGUGGUCGUGGAAAUUAUAGAGGAAGAGGAAGCAAUAGAAGAUCUUUUGAUAAGGCUACCAUGGAGUGCUAUAAUUGUCACAAGCUAGGACAUUUUGCAUGGGCAUGUCCACACAAUCAUAUGUGUGAAAAAAAGGAUUAUUUUUCAGAUUUUGAUGGAACCUUUCAAGAUUCAGUGAAACUUGGGAAUAACAUGAGCAUGUCUGUAUUAGGAAAGGGGAAUAAAGGUUUGAUUAUGGAUACCAAAAUGUCUUCAAAUCGGAUGUUUAUGUUGCAUGCUCUAUCCCAGCCUAUUUCAUCUACUUGUUUUAACACAGUCACAGAAGACAUUUUGCAGCUUUGGCAUUGUCGAUAUGGCCACUUGAGUUUUCAAGGUUUAAAGACUCUUCAACAAAGGAAUAUGAUGAAUGGAUUACCACAAUUUCAGCCUCCCUCUAAACUAUGCAAAGAUUGUUUGGUGGGAAAACAACACAGGUCUUCAAUUCCGAAGAAAAGCAACUGGCGAGCUGUUGAAAUUCUACAGUUAGUGCAAGCAGACAUUUGUGGACCGAUUAAUCCAAUCUCAAAUAGCAAGAAAAGGUACUUGCUCACUUUCACUGAUGAUUUUAGUAGAAAAACAUUGCUUUAUUUUUUGGUAGAGAAAUCAAAAGCCCUUGCUGUUUUCAAAAGUUUUAAGAUUCAUGUUGAGAAGGAAACAAGUUCAUUUCUUAGAAGUUUGCGUACUGAUCAAGGAGGCAAGUUCACAUCCCAGGAAUUUGCAAAUUUUUGUGAUGUUCAUGGCAUACGACAACAGUUAACAGCUGCAUAUAUGCCACAACAGAAUGGCAUUGCAGAACGUAAAAAUAGAACCAUUAUGAAUAUGGUUUGUACUAUGCUAUCGGCGAAAAAACUUCCCAAAACCUUUUGGCCUAAAGCUGUAAUUGGACCAACAAAGCUUGAUGAUAAGAGUUUCAGUUGUGUAUUGCUGGGAGUUGGUGAAGAAUCCAAGGCUUAUAGACUCUAUGACCCAAUUUCACAAAAGAUCAUAAUCAGUAGAGAUGUCGUAUUUGAAGAAGACAAGAAUUGGGAUUGGGAUAAGAAGUAUGAAGAAGCCAUCGUGUGUGAUCUUGAAUGGGGUGAUGAUUGGGAAGAAGCAACUGUGAAUGAAGAAGAAAGUGACUCUAAUUUUGAUGGUGAUAUAGAAGAAGACCCAGAAGAAAAUAAUGCUACUGCCGCAGCCACUAAAUCUGAUGCUGCAGUUACUACAUCUAAUUUAUUAAUUCAAAAUAGAGACAACCCUUCCAAUUUAAAUGCAGUAAGAAAUAGAAGACCGCCUGUUUGGCUGAGCAAUAAUGAGAUAGGAGAAGGACUUUCUGAGGAAGAUCAUGAAGUCCAACUUGCUGUGUUUGCAGCUGCCGAUCCAAUUUAUUUUGAAGAAGCUGUUAAAAGUGAGAAAUGA
This is a messenger RNA of Carya illinoinensis, 1617 nucleotides long. RefSeq lists its product as uncharacterized. Gene Ontology annotation, molecular function: zinc ion binding; nucleic acid binding. The record is from RefSeq and is a predicted model, not a curated record. NCBI's taxonomy places the organism in Eukaryota, Viridiplantae, Streptophyta, Magnoliopsida, Fagales, Juglandaceae. The transcript has 4 exons. Gene Ontology annotation, biological process: DNA integration. The coding region runs from base 1 to 1617 and encodes 538 amino acids.